Molecule: messenger RNA, 1675 nt
Organism: Phoenix dactylifera (date palm)
Lineage: Eukaryota; Viridiplantae; Streptophyta; Magnoliopsida; Arecales; Arecaceae
Product: serine/threonine-protein kinase AFC1-like
Biological process (GO): protein phosphorylation
Cellular component (GO): nucleus
Molecular function (GO): protein serine/threonine kinase activity; ATP binding
Source: RefSeq, a predicted model, not a curated record
AGCCUAAGAGGCUAGAUUGGUUGUGAGAUUUAAAAUUAGCUAUAGUUGGCCUGGACAGGAACCGACUAGGGUAUGGACCUUCCCUUCUCUCUCCUAACUUCUCCCAAUCUCUCUUUUCCGUUUCCUUCUCUCUCCCUUCUGCAUCUGGAUUCGAUGUUAGAUUAAGUUUCGAUCGGCGAUGGAGGCCCAAUGGGUCGGGGAGUACCGGCACGUGGCCAUGGACAAGCGUCCCAGGAAGAGGCCGCGGCUCACCUGGGACGUGCCCCCUCCUCUCGCUCCUCCCAGGGUCAUUCCAACAAUAUAUCAUGGACAGGAAGUUCUGUAUGGGGCUAGCACAAACCAUUUGUUGCACUCAUAUUACUCCACUGCAGUUCCUCGCCCGGUAUCUCCUCCAUGGAGAUUGGAUGACAAGGAUGGCCAUUAUGUUUUUGCAAUUGGCGAUACUCUGACCCCGAGAUAUAGGAUACUCAACAAAAUGGGUGAAGGAACAUUUGGACAAGUUGUGGAAUGCUUGGACUUGGAAAGGACAGAAGCAGUGGCUAUCAAAAUUGUGCGUUCACUUCGAAAAUAUCGGGAAGCUGCAAUGAUCGAAAUUGAUGUGCUUCAGAGGCUUGCAAAAGCUGACAUCAGUGGUACACGCUGUGUGCAAUUACGGAAUUGGUUUGACUAUCGUAAUCAUAUAUGUAUUGUCUUUGAGAAGCUUGGACCAAGCUUAUAUGAUUUUCUCCGGAGGAACAGCUAUCGUUCAUUUCCCAUUGACCUGGUCCAGGAGUUUGGCAGACAACUUUUGGAGUCUGUAGCAUUUAUGCAUGACUUACGGCUUAUUCACACUGAUCUGAAGCCUGAGAAUAUCCUUCUUGUGUCGUCAGAGUAUAUUAAGGUCCCUGAUUAUAAGUUUCUGACACGAUCAGCUAAGGAUGGCUCAUUUUUUAAGAAUCUGCCAAAGUCUAGUGCCAUCAAGCUUAUUGACUUUGGGAGUACAACAUUUGAACAUCAAGAUCAUAACUAUGUGGUGUCAACAAGGCAUUAUCGUGCACCAGAAGUUAUUCUCGGACUUGGAUGGAACUAUCCUUGUGAUUUGUGGAGUGUGGGUUGCAUUCUUGUUGAACUUUGCUCGGGAGAGGCACUCUUUCAAACCCAUGAGAACUUGGAGCAUCUAGCUAUGAUGGAGAGAGUGUUAGGCCCGCUGCCACAGCACAUGGUCAUUAGAGCUGACCAACGUGCUGAGAAGUAUUUCCGUCGAGGACUGCGACUGGAUUGGCCUGAAGGGGCAACGUCAAAUGAAAGCAUGAGAGCAGUUUACAAGUUGCCUCGCCUCCAGAACCUGGUAAUGCAGCAUGUUGAUCAUUCUGCUGGGGAUUUGAUUGAUCUUCUGCAAGGGCUGCUCCGCUAUGAUCCGGCUGAGCGUCUGAAAGCACGAGAGGCCCUUCGACACCCAUUCUUUAUGAGAGAUCGGCGACGAUAUGGUUAUUCUUUUAAGUGAGGGAUUUGGUCUUCAUUUGUUGAUUGAACCAGUGAGAACUGUGAGAAGAUGAGGGUGUGCUAUACCAUUUGAUAGCUGGACCUGAUGACUCACUGCAUGAUGAAUUGUAAAGUUACUGCUGUACAAAGGAACAGUUUUGUAACAUGAAUUUCAUGACUGGAGCAAUGCAAUUUAGAUUCUGCCAUGUUCGUA